Molecule: messenger RNA, 1794 nt
Organism: Poeciliopsis prolifica (blackstripe livebearer)
Lineage: Eukaryota; Metazoa; Chordata; Actinopteri; Cyprinodontiformes; Poeciliidae
Product: gastrula zinc finger protein XlCGF8.2DB-like
Exons: 1
Coding region: 368-1396 (342 amino acids)
Biological process (GO): regulation of DNA-templated transcription
Molecular function (GO): DNA-binding transcription factor activity, RNA polymerase II-specific; RNA polymerase II cis-regulatory region sequence-specific DNA binding
Source: RefSeq, a predicted model, not a curated record
CUGCAGAUAAAACAGGAAUCAGAACCUCUGGAGAUAAAACAGGAACCAGAACCUCUGCAGAUAAAACAGGAAUCAGAACCUCUGGAGAUAAAACAGGAACCAGAACCUCUGGAGAUUAAACAGGAACCAGAACCUCUGGAGAUAAAACAGGAACCAGAACCUCUGGAGACAAAACAGGAACCAGAACUUCUGCAGAUAAAACAGGAAACAGAACCUCUGGAGAUAAAACAGGAACCAGAACCAGAACAUCAACAGCUCAAAGAGGAAGAGAAGCAACUUGGCAUCAGUCAUGAUCAAGAGCAGCUUUUUCUGAAUCAGGAGACUGAUCACAUUUUGGUGAAUCCUCUUAAUUUUCUAAUGAUCCACAAUGAAACAGAACCACAGAGGAACCAACUCAUCUCUCAUGGCUCUGCUGAGGAUGAGAACCAGAAUCAGGAAGGAAGAAAUUCUGAAGACCCAGGAAAAAAGAGAGAUGAAGAACAGAAACAAAAUGAGAAAUUUGAAAACCAAGCAGCGGAAAGGUAAAACUAAAAGUUCAAAACAAAAAAAAUACAAGAAAGAUCACCUACAACAAAAACUAUAUUCUUGUCAAAUCUGUGAUGAAGCCUUUUCUCAAAGCGGUUUGUUGACCACACACAUGAGAACUCACACUGACAAGAACCCUUUCACAUGUUCAGCCUGUGGAAAAAGUUUCACACGCAAAUCAAACUUAGUUCGUCACAUGAUCAUUCAUACAGGUGAGAGGCCUUUUUCGUGCAGGACUUGUGGAAAAAGUUUCCAAAGUAAAAGCAGUUUAGCUAGACACAUGAUAGUUCAUACAGGUGAGAAGGCUUUCUCAUGUAGUACUUGUGGGAAAGGUUUCUAUCAAAAAUUCCAUUUAAGUAGUCAUGUGAAGAUUCAUACAGGAGAGAAACCUUUCUCAUGUGGGACUUGUGGAAAAUGUUUCUAUCAAAAGAGACAUUUAACUAGACACAUGAUAGUUCAUACAGGUGAGAAGGCUUUCUCAUGUAGUACUUGUGGGAAAGGUUUCUAUCAAAAAUUCCAUUUAAGUAGUCAUAUGAAGAUUCAUACAGAUGAGAAACCUUUCUCAUGUGGGACUUGUGGAAAACAUUUCCGUUAUAAAAGCAGUUUAAUUAGUCACAUGAGGACUCAUACAGGUGAGAAACAUUUGUCAUGUGGGACUUGUGGCAAAAGCUUCCUUUGUAAGAGUAAUUUAACCAGACACAUGAUGAUUCAUACACAUGAGAAUCCUUUCUCAUGUGGGACUUGUGGAAAAAGUUUCUGUCAAAAAAGUCAUUUAACUAGCCACGCCAGGACUCAUACAGGUGAAAGCCGUUCUUGUGUGGGAUAUGUGGAAAAGGUUUCUCUCAAAAAGGCAAAUUAUCUGUUCACAUGACAACUCAUACACGUGGUGUUUCUCAUGUGCAACCUUUGGAAAAGGCUUCCUUCUAAGUUCCAAGUGUUAACAUGGGAACUCAUAGAGGUGGAACGGCAUAAACAGAACCUCACGUACCAAGAUUUUCAGUGAGAUAUUGUUUGAAAGCAGAGUAAUUACAACAGGAUCACAUUUUCACAGUGUAGCAGCUUAAAUAUGAAAUCAUCUCAUAUAGGACAUUCAUCUAAAAUGCCGAUCAUUUCACUUUUUUCUUUUUAUGUAGAAUGGUUUUUAAGUGACAUUAAUUCUUGCAAAGUUUUUUGUUUUUGUCUAGUGAGAUUUUAAUAGUCUAAUUAUUGUCUCUUUAAAGAAUCCACGAUUAGUUGAGCAUGUGUUUUCAUUUAUCUGUAUUUGUUUGA